AGUGGGUAAAAUAGCAUACUUCAUAUAACGCUGAGCGAAACCAAAACUUUGAUGUAGGCUGAAAAUGGGAAAAUCCCAAUUCUAAAUGGAGUGCAAUUGUUUACCGAAAUCGGAAAGCACGUGUUUGUGUCUGCCGAUUCAGGAAAAAUCUGAACACGGUGCAAAUUGCAGCCAUGAGAAAUACCUAUCAACAUGCAUCAAAGUACUUGGAGCUGCGGUUGUUUUCCUGUCAGUAGCUGUAACUUAUUUGAUUAUUCAAACAAAUGAAUUGGAAAAAACACUGCAACGACUGCAAAUUUCUGAUGAAUCUCAUGCAAAUUUGGCACAAAAGCCUUUAUUUGAAUCUAACUAUAUCUUAUAUGGGCAGAAGAAACCAUCUGAAAUCAACAGAAAUCCUGUAUACAGAAGAGAGAAAAGAAAUGGUCGUUGGAGAACUGAAGUGCGGGCAGACUUAGCUGAAAUAAAAAGAAAUCUGAGAAGAUUGGAGAAUACUAAAAUUCGAAACUUGGAGGAUGGAAUAAUGAAAAAGGUCGUCCACUUAACAAUGUCUGCGUCCAUGACUCAAGAUACCCUGAAAUCUCCCGUCAACAACAUUGAUGGGUGCUUCAACAGGAAACACUGCUUUAGAUGGAGUGAUCCGGAGUCUAUAUAUUCCUCCACUUUUGACUACAUCAGAGAUAACGCCUAUAGUAUGCCCGUAGCUAUCAAAGUUCGCAGUCCAGGAAUAUAUUUAGUAUAUGCUCAAGUAGCAGUCAACGGUCCAGAGCAAGGGUACGAGCCAUCUGUAGGAUUUGAAACAGUUUUGGUUCAUAAUGGAACUGAAAAGACCUUGAUAAAAAGUUACAUAACGCAGGAUAAUAGAGGUCAGGCAUAUUACGAUAGAAGAGAGGGCGAGCAUCCAUUUGACACAAUGAAUCAUAUGGGGAUGUUUAAACUUGAAUGUGAUGACUAUAUUAUGAUAAGGCCAAUUGGAGACCCAACGUUCAUCUAUACGAACACAGAAGCCUCAUAUUUUGGCGUUGUUCAGAUCAAUCCUGCGAGAAGUAUACUAUAUGGUGAUUACAGCUGUUAACACCACCUACUAAGAAUGACAACUCUUAUUUUGACUUUAUUUUUAAAAUUUAUGCUAAUAGCAUUUCGUUCCCUUGUACAAUGUAAUUCUUAUAUAUACACUUACUCAAAAGUUAGGGAUCAUCAAUCUUUCUGUGAACAUUUUUAACA
Saccostrea cuccullata (small rock oyster) is the source of this 1221-nucleotide messenger RNA. RefSeq lists its product as uncharacterized. Gene Ontology annotation, cellular component: membrane. Bases 86 to 1072 code for a protein of 328 amino acids. Gene Ontology annotation, biological process: immune response. Gene Ontology annotation, molecular function: tumor necrosis factor receptor binding. The record is from RefSeq and is a predicted model, not a curated record. The transcript is spliced from 8 exons. NCBI's taxonomy places the organism in Eukaryota, Metazoa, Mollusca, Bivalvia, Ostreida, Ostreidae.